GUCUGAUGGACGCACGACAGAUGGAUUGGUUUCUUGAUGACUAAAAAUCUCGAAAUCGUUGAUCCUUUGCUUACUAAUGUGCAGCAAGGUCUUCAGCAAAGGAAUUGGCAUCUAAUAUCCAUUAACGUAAUCAAAAUGUGAACGAUUGUACCUAAAAAUAAGAAUAACAAAAGAUAACGGUAUCACAGUUUUACCGUCUAUGAGUAACUCGGAUGAAGUUCAGGUUCCUUGGGGAAAGGGAAUCAUUGGAUAUGUAGCUGAGCAUGGAGAGACAGUCAACAUCCCAGAUGCUUAUCAGGACCGUCGCUUCAGUGAUGAGAUUGACAAGCUGACAGGAUACAAGACCAAGUCCCUCCUGUGUAUGCCCAUCCACAACAGUGAUGGGCAGAUCAUUGGAGUGGCCCAGGCAAUCAACAAGAGUCCAGGUGGGGCAAUCUUCACUGAAGAUGAUGAGAAGGUGCUGCAGAUGUACCUGCCCUUCUGUGGGAUCGCCAUCUCCAACGCACAGCUCUUUGCCGCCUCCAGAAAGGAGUACGACAGGAGUCGGUCACUUCUGGAGGUGGUCAAUGACCUGUUUGAGGAGCAGACCGACCUGGAGAAGAUUGUGAGGAAGAUCAUGCACCGCGCCCAGACUCUGCUCAAGUGUGAACGCUGCUCUGUCCAACUCCUGGAAGACAUUGAGUCACCGGUGGUGAAAUUCACAAAGUCUUUUGAACUGCUGUCUCCCAAAUGCAGUGGAGACACCGAGAGCAGUUUCAAGGACAGCAUGGAGAAGUCCUCCUACUCUGAUUGGCUCAUCAACAACAGUAUAGCUGAGUUGGUAGCCUCCACUGGUCUGCCUGUCAACAUCAGUGACGCCUAUCAGGACCCCCGGUUUGAUGCAGAGGCAGACCAGUUCUCUGGCUUCCACAUUCGCUCUGUUCUCUGUGUACCUAUUUGGAACAGCAACCAUCAAAUAAUUGGUGUAGCUCAGGUACUCAACAGGCUGGACGGUAACCAGUUUGACGACGCAGACCAGAGGCUGUUUGAGGCCUUUGUGAUCUUCUGCGGCCUGGGCAUCAACAACACGAUCAUGUACGACCAAGUGAAGAAGUCCUGGGCCAAACAGUCAGUGGCUCUCGACGUUCUAUCCUACCAUGCGACAUGUUCCAAGACGGAGGUUGACAAAUUCAAGGCAGCUAACAUCCCCCUUGUUUGCGAGCUUGGCAUCGAUAAGCUCUCCUUUGAUGAUUUCUCUCUGGACGUGGACGCCAUGAUAACCGCAGCCCUCAGGAUGUUUAUGGAGCUGGGCAUGGUGCAGAAGUUCAAGAUCGACUAUGAGACUCUGUGCAGAUGGUUGCUGACGGUCAGGAAGAACUACCGAAUGGUGCUCUACCACAACUGGAGGCACGCAUUCAACGUCUGCCAGUGCAUGUUCGCCAUGCUAACGACGGCUGGUUUCCAGGAGACCCUGACUGAGAUAGAGAUCCUGGCUCUCAUAGUGGGCUGUGUCUGCCAUGACUUGGACCACCGUGGAACCAACAAUGCCUUCCAGACCAAGACAGGCUCAGCCUUGUCGCUGUUGUACGGAACCUCGGCUACUCUGGAGCAGCAUCACUUCAACCAUGCUGUCAUGAUCCUGCAGAGUGAGGGACACAACAUCUUCUCCAACCUGUCUUCCAGAGAAUACAGUGACCUCAUGCAGCUGUUGAAACAGUCCAUCUUGGCCACAGACCUCACACUCUACUUUGAGAACAGAAACACCUUUUUUGAGCUGGUCAACAAAGGUGAAUACAACUGGAAUGUGAAGGCCCACAGAGACAUGUGUAGAUCCAUGUUGAUGACAGCGUGUGACUUGGGGGCCGUCACCAAACCCUGGGAAAUAUCACGCAAGGUUGCAGAGCUAGUCACCAGCGAGUUCUUUGAGCAAGGCGACAGAGAGCGAUCAGAACUGAAGCUCACUCCAUCAGCCAUCUUUGAUCGAAACCGGAAGGAUGAGCUGCCGGGGCUACAGCUGGAGUGGAUCGAUGGGAUCUGUGCUCCGCUUUAUGAGACGUUGGUGAAAAUAAACUCCAAGCUUCAACCAAUGGUUGACUUGAUUCGUGCCAACAGGGCCAAGUGGGAGGAGCUGAACAAUGAGAGACAACGCAGCCAGAGUGAGUCCAAACCCACAAGCCAUUGCAGCAGUGAUGCCACGGAAACAACCAGUUGUUCUCUGGAAGACACACAUUUCUCUGCCGGGGACCCUCCAAAACCUGCGAGCUAGCUCCUGCUAACCUUUCCAGGCAAUCUUUUCUCUGCCUCUUAGCUUCUUUACUCUUCAUAUAAGCCCGCAGAAUAGGCAGUGCAUUGCAGUUCAUGCAGAGAUUACUGGGCUCUGCUCCUUGCUUUUGCCACUAGAGAUGGGCUUUAAAACCACAGUCACGGUUUUCCUGCACUUCCCCAGCUCCUUCCUAUGUGGGAGACUGAUAGAGCUGCUUCUGACACGUUUAGACAGAAGAGCGCAGCUAGCGGGUCAAGUGUUUUUACACAUGUGAGGAAACUUCAAAGCUCGUGUCAGAUUAGCAAACAGAGAUAAGCCAGUUGAAGGAGAAAGCAGCAACCUUUACCACAGGGCACACAGAGUUUCUAGAAAGAUCUAACUGUUGUUCAUUCCUUGCGUUGCUUAAGAUAUUUGUCGCUAGAAUCUUUUUACUUGGGCGGUUGGGUUGGUUACUCUGUUUUUUUAUUGUACAUAUGAGACUUGAAGAUACGGUGUGAAUUUGCUUAUUUGUGUUACCUCUGUCUGUAGAGUUAGUGUUGGAGGUCAAGUGGUUGGUAACCAACAGGGCCUGUGGCACUGCCUGCCAUACAAAUCCACUUCCCGUGCCUUGUUUUAAACCCCUCGUGAAAAAUGCAUGGCGUUGUUACACAAAGAGAUCCUUCAGUAGCUUGAGAAACUCCCCUUUUAGCAUUCCGAGUUUGGUCUCCCGUGUUUCAGUUGGAGAGUAUUUUAAUAUAUGUAAUGUUCCAUUAGAAGUGUUCCAUGGACCGGUGAAGAAGUUGUUUUAUACUCUACACGACUGACAAAGGGAUCAGUCGCACACAUACAGAAAAAAAGGUGCCUUUUACGAAAUUGUUCUGAUCUUAUUCCACUUUAUGAAUAGUUUACACUUAACCAUCUAAACUGGUUUUAGCCAUCUCAAUGAUGUGCUUGUAAUUAGUCAAUGGCCUCUAGAGUAUAUCAGUUCAUUGCUCUAAUAUUGCGCAAGUUGAUUGAACAGAGAACAGCGAUAGAUUCUGCUGAUGCUUUUUCAGCUGAGUAAGAACAGCAUCAGGGGAAUGUCACACUAACGGCAGCUCAUUUCAUGUAGUGAACAGAGGAUACCAAGUCAUUACAAAGCAAACGUACCCUACCAGAACCCUUUGAUUCACUAAUCUAAAUGUUUUGAUUCAUUAAAGGAAACUAUGAACAUAUUUUGAUCCCUGUAGGACAGAAAGUGUGCUGCUUGUAGCAGCAUUAGCUUCCUUUUUAAAUUAUUUUAAAUUUAAAAUUUUUUGGGGGUAUGAAAUGUGUUGUAGCUUUGUUCAUUGGAGUUUAAACAUGUAGCUGUGCUCAUUGUGUGGCAUGGAUCUUUGUGCUACUGCUUUGGGUGGAAACACAUUGAUCAUGGGAAAUUCAAUUGCAUGAUGUGACUGCAGUAUUGAAAUCAACCAACUGCUAUGGAUGUAGCAAACAAAAACAUGAGCCAAGAAAUACCUCGUACUUUAUUAUUAAUAUGCAUAUUACUAUUUCACUUAUUUGCAUGGAUUAUACAAUUGCAUCAUGUUUGGUGGAGUAUUAAUAAUGCUGUAAUAUUAUUUUGUUACAUUUGGUUUCAAAUGUUACAUUUACCUGGUACAUAAUUUUUUUUGCUUUUGGAAAUCUCAUAUUUCUUCAUAUCUUUCCUCUGUUAUGAAUACUGUUAACAUUAAGCGAGGUGAAAUGGAUGGACCUAUAUGGGCAUGUUAUUGGAAUAUGUGCAAUGUUUUUAUGUUGAAAUAAAAAUGUGCUGCUAA
Esox lucius (northern pike) is the source of this 4017-nucleotide messenger RNA. It is a transcript of the gene pde11a, whose product is annotated as phosphodiesterase 11a. NCBI's taxonomy places the organism in Eukaryota, Metazoa, Chordata, Actinopteri, Esociformes, Esocidae. The coding region runs from base 200 to 2245 and encodes 681 amino acids. Gene Ontology annotation, molecular function: protein binding; 3',5'-cyclic-nucleotide phosphodiesterase activity. The record is from RefSeq and is a predicted model, not a curated record. Gene Ontology annotation, biological process: signal transduction. The transcript is spliced from 21 exons.